This is a messenger RNA of Aspergillus ruber CBS 135680, 717 nucleotides long. Its product is annotated as putative NADH-ubiquinone oxidoreductase 21 kDa subunit. Bases 37 to 594 code for a protein of 185 amino acids. The record is from RefSeq and is a predicted model, not a curated record. The transcript is spliced from 5 exons. NCBI's taxonomy places the organism in Eukaryota, Fungi, Ascomycota, Eurotiomycetes, Eurotiales, Aspergillaceae.
CAGUAUUUCCCUCAAAACGGUCCCAGCAUCGUCAUCAUGGUAUCCGAUAACAAGACAAUUGUCCCCCCCAAACGGGCAAAUACUGACUACCCGCUCAUCGACUCCGAUCCACACGUGAAACGAGUUUUCGGAUAUGCUAGACCCUCUGAUUAUGCCAUUGCUGGUGGCAUGGCUGCUGCCUCCCCAAUUUCGUUCUGGAUGAUGGAACGGGUGAGCCCGUCCCAUGUGGGCAAAGGAGGCUUCGCCCCGGUUAUGCGUCUAGCGACAGCUCUCGGCCUUGUAGGAGGUCUCCAUAUCCUUUAUCAGCGAUCUUGCAACCGCUUUUACGGGUUUACGGAGAAUUCGAGAGAGGUCGAGAUAGACAACAGGGAGAUGGUUGACAAAGUCAAGAGGGGUGAGCCUUUGUACGGUGCCUCGAAACUUUCCUCCUACCUACAAGGGGUGGCGGCGAGGAACUCGCGAUAUUCUGAGAUGUUUAUCCAUGUUAUCCCGUGGGUCAAUGCCGUCAAUCACGACCAGCACGGUAUUGACACCGCCAAGUAUUAUCAACAAGCUGAGAGGGAACUUGAAGCUGAGAAGGCCGGCUCUAACUAAAACUGUAGUGUUACAGGGCAUGAAAACGCUGGAAGAUUUGACUGCCAAUCCCGCCUGUUGUGGGCUCCUGUAUACUUAUUCCUCCUGGCGCUACUGUGGUUCAUAAUGCAAGAUUAAAAAAAA